Messenger RNA from Tripterygium wilfordii, 979 nucleotides. Its product is annotated as 40S ribosomal protein S9-2. Gene Ontology annotation, molecular function: structural constituent of ribosome; rRNA binding. The record is from RefSeq and is a predicted model, not a curated record. Gene Ontology annotation, biological process: positive regulation of translational fidelity; translation. Lineage: Eukaryota; Viridiplantae; Streptophyta; Magnoliopsida; Celastrales; Celastraceae. The coding region runs from base 127 to 720 and encodes 197 amino acids. The transcript has 3 exons. Gene Ontology annotation, cellular component: cytosolic small ribosomal subunit.
CGAUCGGCCGUUAGGGUUUUAGCCUUUAGGGUUCCGUCUAUAAAGCGGUGCAUCAUCAAGUUCCGCGUUCUGGCUUUUCUUCCGUGCAUUCCUGCUCUCGCUAAUUGAGGAGAAGCGGACGCAGCCAUGGUGCACGUUGUUUUCUACAGAAACUAUGGGAAGACUUUUAAGAAGCCGCGUCGUCCUUAUGAGAAGGAACGUCUGGAUGCGGAGCUGAAGCUUGUUGGAGAAUAUGGGCUCCGUUGUAAGAGGGAGUUGUGGAGGGUUCAGUAUGCACUGAGCCGUAUCCGUAAUGCUGCAAGAAUGCUUCUUACCCUAGAUGAGAAAAACUCACGCCGUAUCUUUGAGGGUGAAGCUCUUCUUCGCAGGAUGAACAGAUAUGGGCUCCUGGAUGAAAGUCAGAACAAGCUUGAUUAUGUCUUGGCCCUUACUGUUGAGAGCUUCCUUGAGCGCCGCCUUCAAACACUUGUGUUCAAGUCUGGCAUGGCAAAGUCAAUUCACCAUGCCCGUGUGCUCAUUAGGCAACGACAUAUCAGGGUGGGGAGACAGGUUGUCAACAUACCAUCUUUCAUGGUGAGGCUUGAUUCCCAGAAGCACAUUGACUUCUCUCUGACAAGUCCAUUCGGAGGUGGCCGCGCAGGUAGAGUGAAGAGAAAGAACAUGAAGGCUGCAGCCAAGAAAGCUUCUGGAGGAGACGGCGAUGAAGAUGACGAGGAGUAAACAUGAAGGCUACUGCCAAUCAAGGGUGAUAUGGGAUAGAGACGGAUCAUGAUAUGAUGAGGGUGAACAUUAGGCUAGUAACAGGCCUAGAAACAUGGUUUCAUUUUGGUUUUUAUGGUGACUGCCAUUUUAAUUUUGUAGUGGAUAUUUUAUGCGUCUUCUUUUGUUUGUCAAUUGUGGAUUGAAUUACCAACUAUAUGCUGUUUGAGCCAAGUAUGCUAUCUAUCUUUUUUAAUGAAGAGAUUUGAUGAUCCCCUUA